Messenger RNA from Bemisia tabaci, 13654 nucleotides. RefSeq lists its product as uncharacterized. Gene Ontology annotation, cellular component: nuclear pore. Lineage: Eukaryota; Metazoa; Arthropoda; Insecta; Hemiptera; Aleyrodidae. Gene Ontology annotation, biological process: protein import into nucleus; RNA export from nucleus. The record is from RefSeq and is a predicted model, not a curated record. Gene Ontology annotation, molecular function: structural constituent of nuclear pore.
AGUGGUCACAGUGCCGCCAUUUCCUUUUACCGUGUUCCGAGAUGGAGCCAAUGAGUUUUCCAAUUUCUCGUAGUUUGUGAUGGUUUUUAUUUAUAUUCUAAUUUUUUAAAUGCAUCUUGAGAAAGUGUAAAUAAUGGUUAAAGGCAACAGUACCGUGAAGAACAACAAAUCCGUGUCUUUCCAGCCGUAUGACGCCUCCAAUUCUCUCGUGAAGAAGGUAACAUCUCGCGUCAGUGAGUUAUUCCAACAGCCGGCAUGGAUUGGCAAAUGGCUGGCUAUGCCAUCGCCCGGAGCAUCGCCUUUUGACACUGGUGAAAGUCCUCAAACCGAUACAAGCCCUGGAAAUCAUGACUUGCACUCUUCAGCCGAAGAUGACCUUCUGGCUGAGCAACCACCGGCUAAAAGAGCCAGAGUUCCUUUUAACCCUCAGUACUCAAAGCUGCACAAGCUAACGUUUCCAUCGCCUGAACCUGGUCCAUCGAUUGGUCAAGGAGUUAGUCCUAUUGUCAAUCACAACAAAGCAAGUGAUAAUGCGAAUAACAUAAGCAUGCCUGGACCAUCAAAUAGGAUGAGUUUUGUUGCAUCGACGCCUCAAGUCGGUAACUGCAUCAGUAACUCUACUGAAAACCCAUCCAAAACAACCAUGAAUGGAGAUGAUAAUUGCUCAGACAGCAGUGAGUCAACUAGUGGGUGCUCAUCUUUGGUUCCUCAAGAUAACAUUUUUAAGAAGAAUAGUAGCAAUAACACGAAUGUAUCAGGAGAAAUGAGCAGUCUGUCAAGAUCUAGGAUACAGCAUAGUCGAAUGAAUCCUAAUACCCUAGCAGCAAGGCGCCCAUCCUUCAAUGCCUCAUCCUUCAUAGCAUCGUCUAAGAUAGGAGCAAGCCCUAACACUAGUCCAUUUUACUCUGGUCGCACUAUGUACGGUGGAGCUUCGCAUUAUCGGCGUUGCGCUGAAGUAGGAGGCCUUUUCUCACCUACGCAUCAUUCACCUAAUCUAGCUAUUCGUCCAGCGGUGAGCCCUUGUCGAACAACAACCACCACUGGAAUGAGCUCUACCGCAAGAAGGAUUUUAGAUGCCUUAGAACAAUUUUCUACCCCAGUCCUGGACGCAAAACGUAUACCAUUGAAAAAAUCAUCCCCCAAAACUGAUGAAAGAGUUAGACCGAACAAACGUAAAAUGUCUGAACUGAGCUCUAGUAUACCAACCACUCCAGACCUUCUAAGACUAAAACGCAAAGAACGUUUGCAAGAUUCAAUGCUGGCAGCAAGAAAUUCUUCAUCAACAUUCUCAACUCCUGCUAGUGACUAUUCCAUCAGGGAAGAUGAUGGUGAGACUUGUGACAAUUACAAAGGCAAAAUAAAAACCAAAAGAAAGGACAGAGACAAAGAUAUGAAUAUUACUCCGUUAGAUGUGAACUUACCAAAUGUUUCUCUUGGAGUUUCUGCACUUCCAAAGAUUGACAUUGCAUUACCCCCGAAACCUUCACCCAUUAGUAAACCAAUUCCUCCAUUUAGCAAUUCAAGUAGUAGUUUUUUCAAAUUUUCUAAGCCCAGUCUUGACACUUUCAAAAAAGUUGACCUUAGUAAAUCAAAUUCAUCAGAAUCUGUUAGCUUAUCAGCUACCCAGACUACAACGUCAAAUUCGAAUUCACCCUCGAUGAACUUUGUGUACAAACCAACAAAUACAAUGCCAAAAGAGAAGAAGUCAGGGUCUAUCGACAAAUCGAGCCAGACGUUUGUUGAAAGCGAGAAGCCCAUCUUGCCUGCACUCACCGAACAACAAAAAUUAGAUUCAAUGUUCGGAAAGAAAAUCAGCUCUCCAGGAAACGCGGAGAAGACAACCUCUCAAUUAAAACCGGUGUCAAGUUCAACAGGAAGUGUCACACAACCCUCGAUGAAAGAAGAAGUUAAAACUGCUUCGUCUGUUACCACUUCUGGAUUUUCAGGUUUUGGCGACAAGUUCAAAAAGCCGGAAGGUUCAUGGGAGUGUUCUGCCUGCCUUAUUCAGAACAAACCAGAUGCUACCAAGUGUAUAGCAUGUGAAACGGCAAAACCCUCCAGCUCAGGAAACAAAUCUGCUGCCACUCCCAUAACUGGCUUUUCCACAGGCUCAGCUUUUGGCACCAACUCAUUCAAAAUGCCGGAAGGUCCCAAAGAGACCAUUACAACAUCUAGCAACAGUUCUACUACUCCAGUUAGCACCUCCACUGGUCUGGCAGGUUUUGGAGAUAAAUUCAAGAAACCCGCAGGAGCAUGGGAAUGCGGCGUUUGCAUGGUUCAAAAUAAAGGUGAUACGAACAAGUGCGUUGCUUGUGAAACUCCUAAACCAGGCAGUGGUGGUGAAUCCGCAACUGGAUUGAAAUCAUCAGGUCUGUCAGUCAGCAGCGAUCAAAAAUUCAACUUUGGCGUUGACAAAGCUAGUGAACCGAAAUUUAGUUUUGGUAUCAAGAAAGAUGACACCCAAGACAAACCGGCCAUUUCAUCAGGGUUCAAGUUUGGAGACAAUGGGACAGCAACCAUUGGUGGAACACCACCAGCUUUCUCAUUUGGAGUUCCACCUAAUGCUAAGAAAGAGACUCCAGCUCCUGCUUUUAAUUUCAAUGCCCCUGUAUCAACAGAGCCUAAAAAACCGGAUGAACCUAAAAUUAAUUUCGCUGCACCCACGCCUCCUAAAACUGCUCUGGAUGUCACAGAUAGUGAAGCACCGCCAGCGAAGAAAUCUCUUGGUUUUGCCAAUCCGUUUGGCAGUGUGGAUGUCAAACAAUCAGUGUUCGAUACCAACAAGAAUAUUGCAAGUCCUGUCAAGAGCCAGGCCUCACCUCUCCUUGCAAAACCGAAUGUCCCCAGUUUUAGCUCUCCAACCUCAACUAGUGUGCCGGAUGGAAGCAAAGGGACCUCUCUUCCUAAUAGCACAUUCAGUUUCGGCGCCAGUGCGUUUGCAUCGCCACCCUCUUAUAGUGCUGCGACUAACCAAGGUUCAGCGCAGGUGGCACCACAAUCUCAGAAAGCAGUUCAAGACAUGAAAAUUGAAUCAACUUCAACUCAGCCAAGUGCUACCUCUGCAGUUGCCUUAAACAGCGCCACCGCCAGUUCUAAACCAUCUUUCUCGUUUGAUUCUAGCUCAGUUUUCAAGCCUCCCGCAGCCGGAUUUUCAUUUGGACAAGCUGCUGCAGCUGAAAAACCAAAAGAAAGUUUGUUCGGUAAUGCUGAUAAACCGAAUCAAAGUCUGUUCGGCAACAUUGAGAAACCUAAAGAAUCCGUCUUUGGUGGUGUAGACAAACCGAAAGACUCCGUUUUCGGUGGAAUUGAUAAGCCAAAGGAAUCCCUAUUCGGUGCAACUGAAGCUCCCAAAGAAAACGUAUUUGGAGCAGCUGUCAAACCACAAACAAAUCUGUUUGGAACUGUUGAGAAUAAAGUCGCUGUCAGCACUCCUCAACUUGGGAAUAGUUUCGGAACUUCUGGUGGUUUUGCUUUUGGUAACACCAGUUCAUCUGCACCAUCAAAUGCGUUUGCGUUUGGAGGUGCCAAGCCUGUGGAACCAGCUCCUGCAGCCCCUACUUUCGGAGCCGUCAAUUCUAAUACAUCCGUCUUUAACUUCAAUGCAUCGUCAGAGGCUGCACCUGUCUCUGCUUCUCCAUUUGGUGCUGCAAAUAAGAAUACAUUUUCUUCCCCAUUCCAGUCAACUGUAACAACAACCGCAGCUGAGUCAAAGCCUGUGUUUUCCUUUGGAUCUGCAGCAAGCACAGCCCCCUCUGCCCCAGCCAGUGGUGGAUUUUCAUUCUCAGCAAUGCCUCAGACAAAUAAACCUCAAGGAUUUAACUUCUCUGCCCCUCAGUCAAAUAAUACUCCGGCUAGUGGUGGUUUCUCUUUUGGUGCAGCCGCAGCUCCUAGCCCUGCUGUGACAGCUGCACCCAAACCAGAGCAGUCCUCUGUUUUCAUGCAACCACACCAGAACAACGUUUUUGGGAAUCCUGUAGCUCCGAACUCAAAUCCGUCUCCUUUCGGUGCUCCGGCCAAUCCUGCACCCUCAUUUGGAGCUCCAUCUCAACCUAGUUUCAACUUUGGAGCUAACAGCACCGCUCCUGCUCCGCAGUCUGUUUUCAGCUUUGGCGGCCAGAAUGCCAAUGCUGCCCCAUCUCCUGUCUUUGGCGCUCAAGCGACUAAUGCCACACCGACAUUCAACGUUCACGUUCCAUCAACUUUCAAUUUCACCGGUGGAGCUCCACCAUCCUUCUCAGCAACACCAACAGGUGCUGCUGCAGCUUCAGGGAGGCGUAUAAAGAAAGCCGUAAGGCGGACGCAGCGAUAAAGUCAAGAGGCAACUGUUAAGGUGUCCUGUAAUAUGAAAUGGUGAUGAAGCUCUCCGCAAGUUCUCUUGGAUGGAUUGUUUCUAGUGUUUGAUGUUGGUUGUGUACUUAAAUUUUUUAACCUAUGAGUUAUGAUGAAGAGAAUUGUGGUUAAUUUUCUUGUGACGUCGCAUGCCCUUUGUGCGCAGCAAUGGACAACCUAACAUCAUUCCAAUGAACCGCUACUUGUUGGAUUUGUAACAUAAAGUGUCAAGAAGAAAGUGCAUAUAAAUUGUGUAUAUGUGUAUGUAAAGUUACGUAAUUUUAAUGACUAAGCCGAUUUCAGUUAAAUCAGUUCAUGUGUCUUUUUUUUCUGACCCUCCCUGUUUCAUUUUGGGUCUGUUAAAAAGAAAUCCAAAAAUGCUACUAAAAUAGUUACUUGUAGCUUCCAUAGUAGCUCCAAUAAAAGCAAAAAAGCCAAAAAAAAAAAAAAAAAAAAAAAAAGGGAAAAAAUGUAUUGUGGAGGAGAAAUAUGUUUCUGUUCACAUGGUUUGACCAAAUGACAGAGAGAAAAAUGUAGAAUAUGUGAGUAAAUUCUCAAUUGAAGUACGAAAAUAGUAAAUCAUGAGUGAAAUGAAAUCUGAUAAUUCUAAAACUGUAAGGCAAGUUUAAAACUCCUUUUGAUCAAGUAUCAUAAUCUUAAAUGUGUUGAUGCAUUCCAGUCACUUAAUUCCUCAUGCCAUUGUAUCAAGCAAUGGGUUAAGACAGUUCUAUUACGUUGUUGUGAUCAUUAUUCAUCACUCAAUUCAUUUGCAUCCUUUGAAGAUCCUUGGAUAUAAGUACCUAAAUAAUCCCUUGUACAAUUGAGCAAUGAAUGACAUGAUGCUCUUGGUUUUGUUAUAAAUUUAUUUCCAAGUCCAAGCCUUAACAGUUAAAGGUUUAAUGAACACCAAAAAGAAUUAUGGAAGAGUUAAUCUCUAUUAUCUACCACGUUUUAUAUGGGUAGAAAUAGAGUAUAAUACAUGAGUAGGAUUGCUGAGGUUUGAGCUUUAAAUCACUAACUCGAUCUUUGGAGAUUUCAUGCCAAAUGGCAACCCUGCUGAUGUAUUAUUUAACGAAAGUUUUAGAUAAGGACUUUCUUGUAGCUCAAUAAUUGCCAGCCAUUGUGGCUUCAUCUUUGAGAACUGAUGAGCUGUGAGGAGUAGGAUUUUUGAUGACACUGGGGCUACCAUUUUGUUCUCUGCUAAAGUCUACACCAGUUGAGCCUGUUAAAUCCUGAAUUCCUAAACUAUUGGAAUCAAAGUAGGAUAAACUCUGUGAGCUUGUCUUCUAAAGAACUGUAGAACAUCAUACACACCAGAUGUCUUUAGGAACAAUUCAGACUGUAAAAGCAUAAUGCCUAAUUUACUUCAAACUGAAAUCAAGUCCAAGUGUUCAGGCAUCACUUACAAACCAGGCGCUGAGAGCUUGCCUUAAGAUUUGAGAAGUUAGUCUUAAUUCCUAGAAUGUGAAAGAUAAGUUGUUAAUUCCAUCUUUUUUCAAACAUGAUUCAACAGAAAUCGGCUCUUGCGAUUGAAACUGUAGUAAUGGAAAAACUGUUCGAUUUACUCUUACAGUAGUUGAGUGGAAUAUUUUUAAAUUUCACCCUCAUGAGAAAAAUUAAAAUUGUUUAAUUUCUGAAAAUGUGUACCCAUUUAUCUAAAAAUGCUCACCAACUCUUAAUUAACAACCAGGGUGUCUACAGGGCUGGAAAACUCAGUCCAGCAGGAAGGAAACGUACAAAUUUUACGAAAUUCCACAAAAAUAGUCCAGAAUUUUUUCUCUUGCCCGAUUUUUCCAAUCUCAGAAUUUCCUGAACUGUCAAAAUUAUCUAGAAGCUCUAAUAUUGUUUUUAAAAUUAGUAAUUUAAAUUCCUCCCUUUUCAAUUUUUUCCAGCUAUUGGUAGAUUAUUCUAUUGAAAGGUCGGACAUCUUUCCUUGGAACCUGUAGACACCCUAGUGAAAAGAUAGUAAGAUCUUUAUUUUCUCUCUGUCUCACAACGGUUUGACUAUUUGCUAGUUGUAAGUCCUCUCUGUAUUAGGAAAUGUGUUGAUUUGUAUUGCUGGAAAAUAGAGAAUUGACUCAUCUUGAGUGGGACCAUCAAAAUGAGAAGAUAUCAGUUGCUUUUAAGUGAUAGCUUUGUCUCAUUUUGAACGCCCACAAUUUUAAGUGGAGACUUCUUAAGUAGAAUUUCCCCCUCAAUAUUUGAAUGCCCAUCACUCUGACAGGCAUAUCAUUUUUAUAAGAAUCUAUACACCCUCGAAAUUUGUCCUUUUCUAUUUUGUUUAGUUACUCUCGUAUUCUUCAAUUGGUGAACAUCUUUGCGAGAAUCUAUUUUAAUAUAUUUGUUCAAAAAAUUUCCUAUUUGGAUUUCCUGAAGUCUCUACCAAAAUUACUUUUUAACCGUUCCCAUAACUUUUGCUCUUAUUAAACCCAGAUAUUUUUGAUUCUAUGUUGAAAGAAUUCUACAAAAGUGAUAGGUAUUUUUAUCGUAGUAACAAUGUAAUAACAGAUAUGUAUCCCACAGGGACUGAUUUGAAUUGUGUACAUUGAUAUUUAUUUAUUUUCUUCCCAUACGGUAUUUUUUCAAUUGAAAAAAAGAAAUAAUAAUAAUUCUGUUUCUCUAUUUUUCAAUCGUGUGUUCAGUCAGUCAAUUGUGGUUUAUUUGUAGAACCCUAACCAAAAUUUUGAGGCGAAUGUCAUUUGAGGAACGUUACUAAGUUUAUGCAAGGAUAUUUUUUUUUACGUCAGUACAUUUUUAAUUUUAUUUAAUCGCUAACACAAAAACUGAAAAUAUUUAGAAAAUUACUAUCUCAACAGGCAAAUGCCCUAUUUUGAUUUCAGUAACACCAACUCCUUUUAGCAAUGAUAAAAUUCCGAUGAGUUCUUAAACUGAUAAAUUUCUUAGCGGAAGAAAGCAUUUAGACACCUAACAAACCCAAUUAGGUUUCUUACUUCAUUUCAAUGUACACACAGCUUCAGUAAUUAUGAAACAGCAGCAUAAUUAUGAGGUAACCAAAAAUAUUACUUAACAAACCACUUGUGCAGAGACUCAAAAUAUUUUUGCUUGUUCAGACAAAGAAUGAAAACAUUGAGAAUCAAUUGGACCACAUUUAGAAUUGAGGAAUUACGAUUUCUGUCUGACUUUAAAAACAGGGUAUGUUCCCUACGCUCAUAAGUGUUUUUACAGAUGCUCCAGAAAUUGUCGUUCCUAAUUGCAAAAUGAAGUCCAAUUUUUUCACCUCUAAGAAACAGGGAUUAGGAUCACCUCGCUGGUCUUUUUUUGCUGUGACAAAACAAUUCUACCUUGUUUUUUUUUUUUUUUAAAAAAAAAACACAAAACUGCCAAAACCAGCUCUUCACGAAAUUCUAUUCAAGAUUUCCGUACAUGCACAUACUUUUGAAAUGCUAUUAAAGUGCCUGAGUUUUUCACAGUCCUAAAUAUACAGAUCUUAAAGAUUUUACCCAGCAAUAUAUUAUCAAAACAGUUUCCUACAGAGUUAAUUUGUGUUCUCGAGAAUUUGACAGCUGAGAAGGCCAAAUCACCUAUUCAGGUGGUUUGGUAAAGACUUGGCUUUUUGCUGUGAUGAAGUGUUCAGCGAUGGAUUUUCAUAAUUUUUUUCCCUUCUUUCUUAACAGAUUAACAGAAAAGGUGAACCUAAAAAACAGGAAUCUCUGGAAACCGUAACGUUUAAUACAGUUUUUUUUUACCUUUUUUUUUUUUUUUUUUUUUUUUUUUUUUUUAACUGAUCUUGAACCUUUCUUUAGAAUUUCUCAGCUGUCAGUUCUAACUUAAAGACGCUUCAGCAGUCUUAAUUUUUAUUUUUCUUCAUUUGCAAACGCUAGACUUUAAAGCAUUACAACUAAUAUGAAAUGUUGCCCUACCAUAAACAAAGUUUAAUAGUUUCUUAGGUUCCAAAAAUUUCAAGUCAAAAGGCAAGAAGGAUAGUCGAUAGUGCUGUAUUAUGCUGUGAAAAAAGAGAAAUACUUUAGUUUUCAUGCUUAAAUACAAAUUAAACUCUCCCCACCUACCUAAUUUAUCUCUGACUUUCCUAAAAUUUGGAGAGUGCAUUUCUUCAGAGAAAUAUUGAAGAUGUGAGAUUUCUAUCUAUUUCUCUCCCCGUUAAAAUCAUUUUUGAUUGAGCACGUCUAGAUCAUAGAGCACUAAGAAUGAGUAGAAAUAUCUCACAUUCAUUUUUUCACUCAUAACUAUGUAUUCUUUUCGGAGCUGGGAGGAACAUAUUUAAUAAGCUUUGGUAAAAAUUAACUUUAAAUCUUUUGAGAAUUCAUGUCCCAUGACAAACUUUGUUGAAUUCCCUCAGGACUCAUGUUCUCGGUUAAUUUGUUAAGGAUACAACCAAUCCAGUCGGCUCAACCUUUUAACUCGUAUUUUUGCCUCCUAAGUUCAAUGAAAAACAUGCAACUCAAAACAGAAUAACUGUUUUCAAAGGUAACAAAUAACCACAUUCAGUUAUUUGAUGCUUUUUGUUGAUCCAAAUGGUCAGCAUCAAUCGCUUAUCUCUUAGGUAAUGUAAUAUUGUAACUUGAGAUUGAAGUAUGUCUCCUUCGGUUUAGUCUGAAAGGAGUCUGAUUUACUCACAUAGCAUGUAUAUUCUUUCAUUCAAACAAGAGAAAUAUUUUUAAGGAGCUCGUAGAUGCAAUUUUAACUGUAGCAUAAAACGGUAAACCGUUAAAUUCAUUGGUUGCAAAAGAUUGUCGGCUUCUUUUUUUCAAGAUGAUCUCUCCAGGAGUUAUGAUGUAAAUUCGUUUUCUUUUUCUCUUAAGAAGGAGUCAAUGGUCAGUAGAUUUUUCUAGUUUUACUUGAAUUUUUUUCUUGCUGCAAUGUUGCCUCGCUUCUUAAAUGCUGCUUAGUAAGUCAGGCUCCUUUGGUAAGAAUCUAGUUUUGUGCUAAUAUCUUUUUGGGUUACGAUUAAAAUUUUCUUCUGUGGCAACAGCAGUCUGAUUCCGAAGAUGAGGUUUUGAAGUGUUGAUUAUCCUCUGAAAUUGAUUAAAGCUUCAAGGGGAUGCCUCUCUAUUCUUUUUGGUUAGUUUGAAAUCGUUGAAAAAAAAUGACUGCAUGUAAGUACUGCAAAAUGUCCUAAUGCAUUUUAACUAAAUUUUUAUCACAAUUUGGGACAUUAAUUUCAGUUUCUCAUGCAUUUUGAGAUAGUUCAAGGUAGACCCAUCCAGGUUAUUAUAGAAUUAUUUGUGAGGUACGAUACUGACUGUAAGUAUCAGAACCAGUUGAAAUGCUAUGGGAAUCAAUUCAGUUCUUUUCUCUCAUAUGUUGAAGUUUCAUUUUAUCAUCAUUAUUAUUUCAUACAGAACUUUCAUUUUGAAAUUUUUGCCUUCUUUCACCUUAUAAAUGAGAUCGUUCAUCCUCCAGUCCAUACCGACAAAUGCAAAUUGCUAUUGAUUUGUCUCAAAGUGUUAAUAAUUUCCUCCUUCUUACUUUCUUUUAGCAUUGAAAUUAUUAAGAAAUCUUCUAAAUUUUUUAUAACUAGAUUGGUUAAUUAGUACGAUUUUAUUUAAACUUCUCAUUUUAAAUUUUCCCCCCAGAUUUUCAUUCAAUUGAAAUUCAAAUCUUCCCUGGAUUAAUAUACAUCUCUUCGGACGCUUUUUUAAGCUAUUGAAUCAUUUCAUUCAUCCUUUUCAAAAUAUGAAACCCAAGAAUUUUCCAGGAGGUCUUUUUUUUUGUUUUUGUCGAUUUCUCUUUGUCUCAUUUUUGCUACAAGGAAUCAAGUUUAUUAAAAGUCCCUUUUACUGGGAGUCUUUCCUUUCUCACUGCAGAAAAGUUUCUAUAUCUAUAUAGAAGUCAGACAUCCCUCAAAAUCAAAGGAAACUUCUACAUUCUUUCAUGCGGCUAAACCUUUGCUUGUCAUCUGCCUCAGUAUUCGAUUCAGUGUCGCAGAGCUCCUGGAUACAAGGAAUGUAUUAGGAGAUUUCAUUUGGCAAUCUUUUUUUUUAUUCAAUUCUUCUGUUUUCUGUUCCUUACUUGAAACCUGUUAGACUUAUGCAGAUUUUAGGGUAAUUUUUUGACCAGAAAUAGAGAAAAUAGUUUCCAGUCUUAAUGGAACUCAUUCCAUUUUGCUACUUAUAUGGUAUUUUGAGUGUUCCAGAACUACUUCAUUUCUAUCUCUCCUGAAUCAUUGUGUAAUGUAAUACUUUUUCUUUUUCUUUCCUUUUUUCAAACUUGCUGUUAAUCUCCAUCCAGAUGGAACUACAAUGUUGAAGAAUCAAUUUAACAGUGUGUAAAGAAAUAGCAUAUCUUAAAUGUAGUAAUGGGCUCUCCUGACCCAAUCUUUUGUUAUUUUGAUGCAAUCGGAAUAUUAAUUGUGAUGUAUUUUCGCCGUUUUUUAAAAACUGUGACUUGUUUUUGCAUUUUUCAAGUAGCCCUUGUUGUACAUUAUUGGAAAUUGGUUUAUCUAAAAGCAGGUACCUUUUUUUAACUUAUCUUGGUUCUCAUACCUAACCUCUCAGAAUAAAAAAUUGCAAAUUGUGUCAUUAUCUAGCUGUUAAGGAGUUCUAGUGCUCAUAGCAGAAGAACAGAGAAGUAUGUAGAAAUUUGUUAAUGACCCCCGUGGAAAACUGUGAUAUCGAAUGAGUCCAUGAAAUCUCUAUACGUGGUACGAGUGUUGAUUUUAGUCUUUUAAUUUUUGACGUGCUAUUCCUUAAAAGCAAAAUCCUCUGAGAUGGUGAUGGUAAUCAAAUGAAGUCGGACUAUUUUUUUUUUCUUGUUCAAAGCAACAUUUGUAAAGGAAUGUUUUUGGCCCCUCCGUACUCCAUUCUUCUCAUAACUCUAAAACAUAGUUUUAAAGUCACUUGAUUUUUUGCAUCAAUGUUGAAAAAAGCCCUCCCUCUUUCUUCUUUAAAGUGUUCUUCUCUGUCUGAAUUAUACUUUGCUCAUUUGUUUUACCUCUUAAGAUAUUUUCAGUUUUUAAGAGUAAAAAAAUCUGUGAAUAUUUGUUUAUUUUCUCUUUAUACUCAAUUGCUUUCCGUAGCAGCUCAUAGAAUACCUAUUUUCUAUUUCAGUGAAAAAAUACGUGCGAUUUAUUUUGUAUCUUGCAUGAAAACUUGAUUCUUUUUUCUCUCAUUAUUCGCAUUUAUUAAACAGUUUUUUUUUUCCUACGUAACUAGUACGUAACAUGAUCUUAGUCAGCAUGUCCAGGAACAUGCCAGUGAAAGAAGUCGUAAAUAAGAGGGCUUCUUAAUUUUCGUAUUUGUAUCUGGUCUCCUCUGUUGUUUCAUUUGCAGUUACAAUACACUUCUGUCGUUUUUUUUAUUUGAAUCUACCAUUAAACCCUAAUUUUUCUCUGUAAAGGAGUGUACUAAAUUUUUUCGUUCUUGAUGCUUUUUAAUUUCUGUCUUGUUUUCAUGCAAACCAUUGAGUUCAUUUGAAUCCUUUUUUUUUUUGUCAGACCUUGAAUUGGAAUGUUUUGGAUUUAACUGUUAUUGAGUUGUGAUCAAGUAUGCAGGCAUCAACUUUAGUGAGUACCAUUAAAUUGGUGAAAUUAUCGAUUUUUGAAGCUCUAUAAUAUCAGCUCUCUCUCAUCAACACAAAUUUAGAUAAAAAUGAUGUAUCUUGUUUUAUUUAUUGCUUAAAUUAAGUUUCCGAUUCGAGCCCAAAGGUUUUUGUAAAUCAAACUCUGCCUUUAGGAAUGAAUAGAGAAAGCUUCGGCAGUAAAAUUCUAUCAGCCUUCAUCUGUCCAAAUGAUUUCGUUGAUUUUUAAGGUUUUUUAAAGGAGACAAACUUUCUUUUCAUGUUCAAUCUCAAAAUGAUAAAUAAUUCAUAAUCAAAGUCUAGUUCUUUUCAUUCCCCAGUCUUUUUUCCUCUCUUCCUGUCUCACAGGAACUUGUCAAUGUACCAUCAUCUGCCACAGAUGUUUGUUUAAGCAGUAAGGGAAACCAUAAUUAAGCUGUACUCUUAAUUUUUUUGAAAAAGUUAAAAUUAUUACCAGUCAAGUUUACCACUUAAAAAAUUGUGGUUAUUCAUAUCUUUAUUUUUAUACUUUAUUUUUUUAAAGAAGUGUACACUUUUUCUCAAUUUCUUCUAUUGAAAGGAAGACACCUUGCGAUUGUUGUGGAAUCAAGUUGUGUCACAUCUUAUUUUAUAUUUCGUUCUACCCAAAACUGCCCAUUAUUUUUCCUUCCUUUCCCUCUUCAGAUUUUCGGAUUUUCAGUGAAAAUUAUUUUUACUAAAUGACUUUUCCGAGAUGUUUCAUCAUUUUAAGUUAAUAAAUUUUCUUAACCGAAGGAAAGCCAGUUCUAAGAUAUUCAGGUCAGGAGUCAUUCUUUUCUUGCAAUUGCAAGAACCAUAACUUGCAUCCACAACUUUUAUGAAUUUUGUCGAGAACCCCUCUCAUGUUUACUAAUGGAUUUAAGUUCGAGUGAAAUAAAAAAUUCAAAGUAAUUAGGUCACUAUUGUAAAAAUUGUAAAGAUUAACUUGUUUAGUAAUCUUCAUUUAUUUCAUUUUCAUUGUUGAAGCGAAGAAAAUUUUAAUCAUUUGUCGUCAUUGAAAGUCCCUCUACUGAGGGCAUUUGUAAUUAAUGUAAUAAUGUUGAUUUUGUUGUCUCAUUUUCAAUGUGUGUAAAUAUUAUUAUUUAGGCUUGUAAAUAUUAUUGUUUAUCCUACCACGACGAGUCUUUUGAUUUUAAUCUGUUAUCUCUUUUAUUUUUGCGCAGUGCAUAUUCAUGUCAGCUCAAUUUCAAACCACAUUUAGCCAUGAACCUUAGUUCUUGAUUCCUAAAUCCAGUGAUUUGAACAUCUUUUUUAAUGUGAUUUUUUUUCUCUCUCUGGUAAGCCUUUUUUCAUUCUUUUUUAAUAUUUUUAUUCAAGGAAAAUGGCAGUGUCAUUUCUUUCUUAACAUGUGGAUGUUCAAUUUUAGUUUUUUUAAUAUGUUAUAUUUUAGCAAUUUCUUUUUGUUUUUUUAAAAUGACGAGAAAGAAUAAAUUAUUUUGAAACUUGAUCAUUGGUUUAAACAGAAGAACUAAUAUGAAUAUCCAAGGCGAAAUGAUUAAAAGAGUUUUACCCUCAAAAUGAUUGUGAAAAGAAAGAAAAUUAAAAUUGCUGCCAACUAUUUUCAAAUUUUCCUCUCCUUAUCUUUGAUCUCAAAGAUCUUUCACAAACUUUUCAUGAUUAACAUUAUAGCGGAGUUUAUUGAUAACGGAAAAGUUGCUAAUUUCCACUCCCCUAAUGAAAAUCAAUUUCAAUCUAUUUAUUCCUUUCAUUUACGUUUUCUCUCUUUCAUGCAGUCGAUUUUAAUGUGAAAGCAUAAAUAACCUUAUGAUUUAUUUUAAUUGAUUAAUAAAACAAAAUUUUAUUUUGGAAA